CUCGAAAAUAAUCCUAUUGUUUGCUAUAGGAAACCAUGGUAUUGGAUUGUCGCUUUGCCCGAACUGUGGAUUUUGUGUGAGGGAAAUUAUAUUAAGGUUGUACUACGAGAAAACAAGAAUUGACAUUUUUUCGUCUUCUGCUUGUUGUUUUCAUAUGGGGCGGAUCAAAUGGCCAUAUCCAUUUUCAACUUAGCGCACGGACAUUUCAAAUUGACCGAGGAGAAACGUAGCAGUAGUGCUUUGAUCAAAGCGUUGACGUGUGAAAAAGGAAGACAUACAACCGUGACGGACAGGCAGGAAACGACGGAUGGUAGGGGUUGAGCCUUACUGCGUACUUCCUCUUGGUAAGCUGCUGUUGAAUUUCCGGAAACAUCCACCGAAGGUCUCACACAGACCAGAGAGAUAAUCCCGGCAUAUAUAAAGGACCGUCACUGGGAGGAAGAGGGAAAUUAUUUGAGUGGUUUUCUGACUUACCAACAAAAGGGAGAGGUGUCAUCAUGGAGUCCGAGUCAAAAGACGAUCGAGACAACAAGCAACGGACAUUGACUUCAAAUCUUACUACGAGCGAAAGUUUUGAUUCCCAUGACAACGACAUUGAGCAGGUUGGCACUGCUUCAUUGUACACCUAUAUCCUUGUCACUUGUAUUUGUGUAGGCGGCUUCCUCUUUGGCUAUGAUACCGGCGUUAUUUCUGGCGCACUCCAGCCACUGCAGAAUGAUUUCCAUAUGGACGAUGUCGAUAAGGAGUUGGUUGUCGGAGGAACGACCUUUGGUGCUAUUUUUGGCGGCUUCUUCACUGGUCUGUUAUCCGACCGAUUUGGAAGAAAGCCAUUGAUCAUGAUUUCUUGUCUUGUCUUUAUAGCCGGUGCCUUACUGCUCGCUUUGCCCCGGUCGUAUGGCGUUUUGCUUUUCGGUCGUUUGGUUGUAGGUGUCGGCGUCGGCAUGUCAUCCAUGUUGGUCCCUGUAUAUAUCAGCGAGGUAUCGCCAAGGCAAAUCCGUGGUCGCCUAACCACCUUGAAUACAUUGGUCGUGACUUUUGGGCAGGUAAUUGCCUACGUGAUCAAUAUUGCUUUUGCCAAUGUGCAUGAUGGAUGGCGCUACAUGUUUGGUUUGGCUGGUAUUCCAGCACUUAUCCAGCUUGUCGUCAUGCCAUUCCUUCCCGAAUCCCCUCGUCGAUUAGUCGCUGUUGGUAAAGCCGAUCAGGCAAAAGCUUCGCUUCGUCGUAUCUAUGGUAAUUCAGUUUCAGACAGCUUCCUGGAUCGUGAAAUCAGCUCAAUCGCAGACGAAGUUGCAAUAUCCCGCUCGUCCACAUACAAGGAUUUCAAAAAGCGCGAAAACUAUCACCCAUUGAUCAUUGCAUGCAUCCUUCAAGCAGCACAACAGUUAUCGGGCUUCAACACAGCCAUGUAUUAUGCAGCAACUAUUCUACGCAUGGCUGGCUUCCGUGACCACCAAAACUCGACAACAGUAGCCAUCAUUGUAUCAGCAACCAACAUGGUGUUUACUGCAGUCGCCAUCACCAUGAUUGACAAAGUCGGACGUCGUCGCCUGCUCGUGGUGACCAUGCUGAUUAUGAUAGCCGGUCUAAUCGCACUGGGUGCUACGUUUGCAGCACAGCAAGGAUUCAUCACUAAGCAGGAUUUGUGCUCGGGCUACACAACGCAUUGUGCCCGUUGCAUCAAUGAUGACAGGUGUGGGUGGUCCAUUUCUCAGGAUCAGUGCAUGCCGUUGGAUGUUUUGGGAACAACCGACUUGUAUCAGAGCUCAACGGGCUGUCCUCCAAAGAGCAACGAUACGGCUAUCACAGGUGUCUUACUCGCAUUCUUGAUUGUUUACGUCGCCGGCUAUGCAUUGGGCCUUGGCUAUGCGCCUUGGGUGAUGCAAAGUGAAAUCUUCCCUAUUGCUUUGCGUGGCAAGGGUACCGGUGUUGCGACGGGUGUCAACUGGAUCUGCAACCUCGUCAUCUCCAUCACAUAUCUUUCAAUGAUUAACGCCAUGACAGCGGCAGGCACAUUCUGGUUUUAUGCUGGUAUUUCAUUGAUAUUCUGGGUCCUUGUUUUCUUCUUUGUGCCAGAGACUGCUGGACGCUCACUUGAAGAAAUGAACGUUAUAUUUCAGAAAAAAUAGUUAGUAUAUUUUAUUUCAUUAUACAUAUCUUCGUUCCUAUUUUUAUUUUCUAUCGUAUUUAAUAUCUUGUGACAAUAAUACUUCUGUAAUAAUACUAUGUCCUUCUACUCUCUAACUUAAUACAUUUUCUGUAAUACAUUUAUUUGCUUAUUGAAUAAAUAAAAAAGCACAACACGAACGCGU
This is a messenger RNA of Zychaea mexicana, 2309 nucleotides long. Its product is annotated as general substrate transporter. Bases 498 to 2126 code for a protein of 542 amino acids. Lineage: Eukaryota; Fungi; Mucoromycota; Mucoromycetes; Mucorales; Lichtheimiaceae. Gene Ontology annotation, biological process: transmembrane transport. Gene Ontology annotation, molecular function: myo-inositol:proton symporter activity. Gene Ontology annotation, cellular component: membrane. The transcript is spliced from 9 exons. The record is from RefSeq and is a predicted model, not a curated record.